GCGGUUGGAAUGCAGCAUGAUCGUAAAACAAAACCCUCACUGGUCUUACCAAUAACAGCUUAUACAUUGUGACUGGCGAGAGUAAUUAACGUUAUACCCUAGUAGAUAUCAGAAAACAAUAUUCAAGAUGUCAACAGGGAGAUUGUAUAAUAUAUUUUAUUUAUUGACCAUCAUAACGUUUAUUGACGUUGAUGCCAAGAUCGUAGCACGGGCAGCCUGCGAUGACGACAUGUAUUUCUACGCGGAUGGUGUUUUAAUGGCAAAUCACAGUGAUUGGAAGAUACCAACACAAAUAGACCUUCCUGACAACACGGCAGUUAUUGGAGUACAUUGCGUGGACCGAGGAGGCUUUGCUGGUAUCCACGUUACUUUCACUUUAAAUAAACUUUAUAAAACUGACACAUCAUGGAAAUGUUCAGCAAAAUUUGAAGAAAACUGGAGUACACCGGGGUUUGAGGACGGGAACUGGGAUGCUGCUUCAAUAGCGUAUGAAUCACACCACAAACGAACCGAUUGGAUAUGGACAUCUGGCUACAGAGGAGAAGACACAGAUGUAUAUUGUAGGAAGAAAAUACAAGAUCAACCAAUAAUAAGAGAAUUAAAAUCAGAUGCUGUUGACAACAUAAUAGAUGAAAACUCCAGUGUUACUAUUGACUGUUUGGUUGAAAGUAUCCCGGCGGCACGUGUAUCAUGGUCCAGAUCACAACAAGGGGGCCAACUCUAUUCUGGUAGUCAAUAUACCAUACCGAAAGCUAGUUGUCAACAUACAGAUAACUAUACCUGUACAGCUAGUAAUAAUAUUGGCCAACCUGUAUCUAAAACUAUUCCACUCGUUGUCAGAUGUACCCCAGUUAUGACUACCCAGGCUAUAGUUGUUAUAACUAUGGAUGUCGAUGACAAGCCGUGUAAAGAGGACGAUGACAAGCUAGGAGUUGGUAUAGCUAUAGGUGUUGGUAUUAGUCUGGUUGUUUCCGGUGUCUUAUCUGUUAUUAUAUGGGGUAUCAGGAAGAGAAGAGAUGCCAUCAUGUCAAAUGAUGGACACGGUAUAAAUGACACAGUAAGCUCCCAGUCCAGAGAUAUUACCACCAGAUAUUGUAAUAGUCCUGUAGACACUGAUGAUUCUGGAAAAUAUGUAAACACUCUAUAUACCUCUACUUCCUCCGACUACGAAGGACUGGAUGAGCACCAACCGAACAUCUAUCUACCACUCUCGAACAAGAGACUGGGUCAUUGAGUCUUAUCUCAAUACACACAACCACAUGGUCAAACUUACGAAAUGACUGGAUGACCAAACUAUCGACAAACAACAAAUCUCUCGGACCUUCUUCAACUAAAGAAUGGAACAAAUUGGAGAGUUUGUGUUAAUAUAUUGACAAUACAACCAAUAAUUUAUCAGUUAUAUUUGUUAACUUGUAUUAUUAUAUUAACUGAAUGUAUUAAUGUAAUGAAAACAAUAAAAUUCUUUAAAAACAUAAUUCAUAUUAAUAUACCACAUAUUUAAAUUAUUGGUUGUUUAUAAUAUAAAAAUACAUUAAAUACUGUAACCAUUGUUUAAAAUUUUAUUACCAAACUGAUUAUUAUAUGAUUAUAACUCUGGGUUAACCUAACGUAUUUAUAUUAUUAUAAUAACUAAAAAACUUACUGCAAGUUACGGUGGCUGAUAAGGGACAUGAAAAAUAAUAUAAUUUGUUUUUUUAUAAUUUUCACCCAAGUCAAUUUUAAUUUUCACCCAAGUCAAUUUUAAUAUAAUUUGUUUUUUAUAAUUUUCACCCAAGUAAAUUUUAAUAUAAUUUGUUUUUUAUAAUUUUCACCCUAGUCAAUUUUAAUUUCCACCCAAGUCAAUUUUAAUAUAAUUUGUUUUUUAUAAUUUUCACCCAAGUCAAUUUUAAUAUAAUUUGUUUUUUUAUAAUUUUCAUCCAAAGUCAAUUUUAAUAUAAUUUGAUUUUUGUAAUUUUCACCCAAGUCAAUUUUAAUUUCCACCCAAGUCAAUUUUAAUUACCACCCAAGUAAAUUUUGAUAUAAUUUGUUUUUUAUAAUUUCCACCCAAGUCAAUUUUAAUUUUCACCCAAGUCAUUUGUAAUAUAAUUUCAAUUCUGUUGAAUUUCCACCCAGCGCGUGACGUCAUCUCAAUUAGCCUCGUUUCCAAUGUAAUGCAUUAUGUUUUAUCUUAUAUGGUUCUCAUACUGUAAUUAGCAGAUUGCAAUGUAUUAUGUUUUACCUUAUAUCAAAUAGAUAUUUUUAUACGCCCACAUUUUCAUAUGGACGUAUAUUGUCGUCACCCCUCUCCGUCCGGACGUCCAUCCAUAAUUUGUUUGUGGACACUAUACAGGUCACAAUUCUUAUCCGAUUUUUACGAGACUUGAAAUAUAGGUUUUACUCCAAAAGAUCUAGGUUCCUUUCGAUAUUGGCAUGUAUCGGAUUGAAACUUUAUGAAUUAUGGCCCCUGAUUGUACGAAAAGUCACCUUUUUUUAGCGUGUGGACACUCUAGAGGUCACGAUUAUCAUCUGGUUUCUUUCGAUAUUCGCCCUCAUCGGAUCUUAACUUACGACCCUUGAUUGUACGAAAAAUCUCGUUUUUAGCUUGUGGUCCCUCUAUAGGUCACAAUUUGUAUCCGAAUAUAUCACCGUUACGCCCUAAUGAUGAUUGAGUUCGAGUUUUCUGAAAAUCUGACCGAAACUGCCGGACAAAAUGGUCGCCCCUCGUACGCAAACUUUGAGAGAGAGAGAGAGAGAGAGAGAGAGAUGGGGUUUAACGUCCACUCGACACAAACUAGGUCAUUUCGGGACUAACAUAUGAUUUAAUUUUAUUUCAAUAAGUCGCUUGCGCGUAGGUGUCUUUAGCAGUGGGAGGAAACCGGAGGACCCGGAGAAACCCCACGAGGUUGGACGCAAACUUUGAUGAAACUUAAAAUAUAUAUCCCAAAUAUCUCAGUCCAUGUCGAUAUUCGCGCAUUUCAGACCAUAACUUCAUGGAUUAUGGCCCCUGGUUGUAUGAAAAAUAGCUUUUUUUAUUGCUUGUUCUCAAUCCACCUCUUGCAAAAUAUGGGCGUAUCUUGCCUGACAACCGCUGGUUCUCAUACUGUAAUUAGCAGAUUGCAAUGUAUUAUGUUUUACCUUAUAUUAAAGAGAUAUUUUUCUCAUUCUAUAAUUACAUGUAUCAGAUUGUAAUAGAUUAUGAUUUACCUUAUAUCAAAUAUUUAUUUUUCUCAUACUUUUAUUAUCAGUUCUUGUUUAAAUUAUAUAUGUCACCAGAAAAGCAAUUACUAGUGUAAUAAAGAUUUUUGAUAUUAUAACAUGAUGACUUUUUAGGUGAACACAAGCAGGCCUGUCAGCGUAUCAGAGCCAAAAAUGAGGCCUGUAAUUACAUUUGAUUUAUAUAUACUUUAUGGACUGAAAUUAUCACAAGAUCUCUAAAUCAAAGGGAAGAAAUCUUGACUUUCAUUAAAUGUUCAGAAUUGAAAGGGGGGGGGGGCGAAUAGUGAACGUGUGUGCAUUGCAUCAUAAUUCAAAUGGCGUGGUUUUGAUUUCCCGCUCGUACGUGGCAAGGAGUAGGGUUGUUCGUCCAGUACUCCAGUUUCCUUCAAUUACUAAAGACCACUGCAAACAAACUGACUAUUGAAAUGAAUGAGUUAUAGUCCUGAAAUGACAUAAUUUGUGUCGAGUGGAUGUUACGCAACAAAAUAUCGAUUCAAGUAUCUUGCGAAAACCUCCCUGGGGAGAUUUGCUAUAUAAAAUAGGUCUAUAUUGGAAAGUGUAAUAAACUUUUUUUUUGAAAAUAUCCAAAAAUUAAACUGAAGGAAACACCAAAUCCAGUUGAAGUGCCCCAAGUCCAAGAAAAGAGACCCUCUGUGUCCUGUAAGAAAUGAGGCCCUUUGACUUGAUGGCAAAGCUAUCUGUGUCUGUUUCCAGUAGUAAGGUCAAGAUCCAUGCGUGUGACCCAUCAUUCAUUAGUGCACAUAGGCCAAGUUGUUUUUUUGUUAUCUCUUGCCAACAAACUGCGCUAAAUUCUAUGUCUGGAUGUUCGGUAGCGUUGUCUAUGAUGGGUGCUUAUAUCAAUAUCAAGGCGAUAUUGGCGAGCAUGUAAAAUAACUCUUGACAGUUGCAAUUUCACGUCGAGCCGCUGACAGAGGAAAAUUUCCCUUCUGGCAUACUGUAUUCAGUAACCCAGUCGGAGUAGGACGUUAAACCCCCAUUUCAUUUUAUUUCAAUACGUAUCACUGUCAGAUCCCGACUAAGAUUGUGUCGACCCCUGCACGUUUAUUUUCCCAAUGGCGGGCGAAAAUUAUUGUUUUGGAAACGAGGCUAAUUGCGAUGACAUCACGCGCUGGGUGAAAAUUCAACAGAAUUGAAAUUAUAUUACAAAUAAAUUGGGUGAAAAUUAAAAUUGACUUGGGUGGAAAUUAAAAUGACUUGGGUGAAAAUUAUAAAAAAUAAAUUAUAUUACAAAUGAAUGGGGUGGAAAUAAAAAUUGACUUGGGUGAAAAUUAUAAAAAAACAAAUUAUAUUAAAUUUGACUUGGGUGAAAAUUAUAAAAAAACAAAUUAUAUUAAAUUUGACUUGGGUGAAUAUUAAAAAAAUACAAAUUAUAUUAUUUUUCAUGUCCCUUAUCAGCCACCGUAGCAAGUAGACUUAUAUUGUUAUAACAACUGUAAAGUAGUAUAUAUCUCACCAUUAGAUAUUUGCUUGGAAACGUUGCAGUAUAAUAAACCAAGUGAUUGUAUCCAUACUAAGUGUUCUUUUAUUAUAUCAUAAAUCAAUUAUUCUAUAACUACACUGGUUUAUUAUAUCAGGAGAAUAUUAUUCUAUAACUACACUGGUUUAUUAUAUCAGUAGAAUAUUAUUCUAUAACUACACUGGUUUAUUAUAUCAGGAGAAUAUUAUUCUAUAACCACAGUGGUGUAUUAUAUCAGGAGAAUAUUAUUCUAUGACUACACUGGUUUAUUAUAUCAGGAGAAUAUUAUUCUAUAACUACACUGGUUUGUUAUAUCAGGAGAAUAUUAUUCUAUAACUACACUGGUUUAUUUGAUAAACUUGUGUUUUUAUUGUUUAUAAAAUAAACUUGUAGUGUUAUUGUAUAUUACUGAGUAUUAUUAAAGUAUUAUUUGUAGAGUAUUUUGUAAGUAAAACUAAUAC
Molecule: messenger RNA, 5133 nt
Organism: Patella vulgata (common limpet)
Lineage: Eukaryota; Metazoa; Mollusca; Gastropoda; Patellidae
Exons: 6
Coding region: 128-1234 (368 amino acids)
Source: RefSeq, a predicted model, not a curated record